AUUUGACAGCUAGGAGUUCCUCUUGAAUCUCGUGUUGUUUCAUUCGAACUUUUUUAUAAAAAAAUAAAAUGUUUGGUGGAGGACGUGCCCCUAUUUUGGUGUUAAGUCAAAAUACCAAACGAGAAUCCGGCCGAAAAGUUCAGCUGGAAAACAUCAAUGCCGGAAAGCAAAUCGCGGAUGUGAUAAGGACAUGCCUUGGUCCUCAAGCUAUGUUAAAAAUGCUUAUGGAUCCAAUGGGAGGUAUUGUGAUGACUAAUGAUGGCAAUGCUAUUUUACGUGAAAUUACAGUACAACAUCCAGCUGCUAAGAGUAUGAUUGAAAUUGCAAGAACACAAGAUGAAGAAGUUGGAGAUGGUACUACCUCAGUAAUUGUCUUAGCAGGAGAAAUGUUAGUGGCAGCUGAACAGUUUUUGGAACAACAUAUUCACCCAACAAUCAUAAUUCGUCAGUACAGACAAGCACUUGAAGAUAUGAUCCAGUUAUUGGAAGGUCCAUUGAGUAUUCCAGUCGAUAGAAAUGAUAAAAAUGCUCUUGCACAAGUUGUUAAAGGCUGCAUUGGUACAAAAUUCAUAAGUAAAUGGUCAGAUUUGGCAGUAAAUAUUGCUUUAGAUGCAGUAAACACAGUAUUAUUAGAAGAAAAUGGCAGAACUGAAGUUGAUAUUAAGAGGUAUGCCAAAGUUGAGAAGAUUCCUGGGGGAUCUAUUGAAGAGUCUAAAAUUUUAAAAGGUGUUAUGCUUAAUAAAGAUGUAACACAUCCCAAAAUGAAAAGAUAUAUACAGAAUCCGAGAAUAAUACUUUUGGAUUGUGCAUUAGAAUAUAAAAAGGGGGAAUCUCAGACAAAUGUAGAAAUCACGGCAGAAACAGACUUCACCAAACUAUUAGAACUGGAAGAGGAGCACGUUAAGCGUCAAUGUGAUGACAUUAUCGCACUCAAACCCGACGUGGUCUUCACAGAAAAAGGAGUAUCCGAUUUGGCGCAACACUUUUUACUGAAAGCCGGUAUUACCGCUAUUAGACGUGUACGAAAAUCUGAUAAUAACAGAAUUGCCAGAGCCUGCGGAGCCACGAUUGUUAACAGAACUGAAGAGUUACAAGAAAGCGAUGUUGGUUUAGGAGCUGGACUCUUCGAAAUCAAGAAAAUUGGGGAUGAGUAUUUCUGCUUUGUGGUUGAAUGCAAAAAUCCAAAGGCAUGUACAAUUUUACUCAGAGGUGCCAGUAAAGACAUUCUCAACGAAACUGAAAGGAAUCUACAAGACGCUCUACAAGUCGCCAGAAAUAUUGUCCUAUCUCCCCGUUUAGUGCCCGGAGGUGGCGCCAUAGAAAUGGCCGUAGCUCAACGUUUGAUGCAGAAGGCUACGCACGGACCUUAUAGAGCUCUUGCACACGCUUUAGAAAUUAUUCCAAAAACUCUUACUCAGAACUGCGGAGCUAACACUAUCAGAACGUUAACUGCUUUAAGGGCGAAACACGCCAACCACACAGACGUUAACAAACCAUGCCUUUGGGGUAUCGAUGGCGAAACUGGAGAACUCGUGGAGAUGGACAAGAAAGAAUUGUGGGAGCCUCUAGCUGUCAAACUACAAACAUACAAAACCGCCAUAGAAACUGCCAUUCUCUUACUUCGCAUCGACGACAUCGUAUCUGGCUCCAAAAAGAAGGGGGGCAACGAACCACCGACUCCUAGCCAAAUGCAACAGCAAGAAGCUAGAGGAGAAGCUGAAUAAACUAAUUCUGUAACCAUUCACUAAAUUAAUAACUCUGUCUUUGCAAGAUAUCUAUAAACAUAAUAAUGCUUCGCCAUUGCUGGAACUCUUCGAUGUCUGCAUCGCUUUUACGCAGUAUAUUGUGUAUUAAAUAUAUAAAACAUUUGUUUUCCAGUGGGUUAGGCACACAUAAAGACGAUUUUCAAGGUUUAUGCACUAACGUGAAGCAAAAAAUGUUAGUUUAUGUCCAGUUUAAGUAACUUCUGGGGAAGAUUUGAGAU
Diabrotica balteata is the source of this 1984-nucleotide messenger RNA. Lineage: Eukaryota; Metazoa; Arthropoda; Insecta; Coleoptera; Chrysomelidae. The record is from the annotation of a GenBank genome assembly.